AUGAAGGCGCUCGCGGAGAAGAUCGUGGAGGAAGACAUCGAGGGCGGCACCGCGGUCGAGCUCGGGAGCAUCGACUGGCGGACGUUCCCGGAUGGGUUCCCGAACCUCUUCGUCAACGACGCGCACGGGGUGAGGGACAGGCACGUCGCGUUUCUCGCGUCGUUUCACUCCCCGGAGGUCAUCUUCGAGCAGAUAUCCGUGAUAUACUCCCUGCCGAAGAUGUUCGUCGCGUCGUUCACGCUCAUCUUGCCGUUCUUUCCGACCGGGACGAGCGAGCGCGUGGAGAGAGAGGGCGAGAUCGCCACCGCGGUGACGCUGGCGAGGAUCCUGAGUAAGAUUCCGCUGUCGAGAGGCGGGCCGUGCUCGACGUUGAUCUUCGACAUUCACGCGCUCCAGGAGCGGUUCUACUUUGGCGAUAACAUCCUGCCGUACUUCGAGAGCGGCAUCCCGCUGCUGUUGAACCGCAUCGCGGAGUUAGACGACGCGGACAACAUCGUCAUCGCGUACCCGGACGAGGGCGCGAGGAAGCGGUUCGGCGUCUUCUUCAAGAGCUACGAGGAGGUGGUCUGCACCAAAGUCCGAGACGGGGAGAAGAGGCUCGUGAAGCUGAAAGAGGGCGAGCCCGCGGGGAGGCACGUGAUCAUCGUGGACGACCUCGUCCAGAGCGGAGGAACUCUCAUCGAGUGCCAGAAGUUAUUAUCCAGACUGGGCGCGAUGAAAGUUAGCGCGUACGUGACGCACGGCGUGUUUCCGAACGCAUCGUGGAAGCGAUUCACCGCGUCCUCGGGCGCGGGCGGGCAAGGGUUUUAUAAGUUUUGGCUCACGGACUCGUGUCCGGGGACCGCGGAGAACGUGAGCGGCGUCGCGCCGUUCGAGAUUCUGUCGUUGGCGCGGCCGAUCGCGGAGGCGCUGCAGGUGUAA
Micromonas pusilla CCMP1545 is the source of this 921-nucleotide messenger RNA. RefSeq lists its product as uncharacterized. Bases 1 to 921 code for a protein of 306 amino acids. The transcript has a single exon. Gene Ontology annotation, biological process: 5-phosphoribose 1-diphosphate biosynthetic process; purine nucleotide biosynthetic process. NCBI's taxonomy places the organism in Eukaryota, Viridiplantae, Chlorophyta, Mamiellophyceae, Mamiellales, Mamiellaceae. The record is from RefSeq and is a predicted model, not a curated record. Gene Ontology annotation, molecular function: ribose phosphate diphosphokinase activity; magnesium ion binding. Gene Ontology annotation, cellular component: cytoplasm; ribose phosphate diphosphokinase complex.